Molecule: messenger RNA, 1088 nt
Organism: Aspergillus glaucus CBS 516.65
Lineage: Eukaryota; Fungi; Ascomycota; Eurotiomycetes; Eurotiales; Aspergillaceae
Exons: 1
Coding region: 289-879 (196 amino acids)
Source: RefSeq, a predicted model, not a curated record
CUCGAGCCGUGUAUGUGUGUCCCAGACCCAACCCACCACCCAACCAGGACUUACUUCCGAGACGAAACCCUGCACAUGCCUGAUCAGUUGGCUGGUAUGAUGUCCAGGGCCCAUUAGCAGCAAAGUGAUCCAGGAUUGCUUGGAACCGCCACCCACCCUGCCUCAGGUAACAAGGCUCCUGGAUGCACUGCGUGCUAGCCGACCAGACACCGUACCAGCCUCCCUCCAAGGGCCGAUUGCUGUACUGUGGUCAGUAUAGCACGAAACACAGCUCACCCGGAGCUGUGUAUGUGCGUGUGUGCCCAGACCCAACCCACCACCCGACCAGGACUUACUGCAAGAGGCAAACCACCAAGUCACCCGGAUAUCGAGAACACUAAGCACAGCCUGCUGUCCAGAUACCGGAUAACUCGAUGUAAAACUCCCACAAGCUUGAUCAGUCGACCAGCACGGCCGUGGUCCCACUGGCAGAACACAGCACAGAACAAACAACCAGAUCACUCAAACAUCUCGCACCACGGCGAGAAGCUCGAGCUAUCUAAUUGUACUGUACUGCACUGUACUAUACUAUGCUGUGCUUUGCCAGCAGACCAACCGUACCAGCCUCCCUACCAGAGGACAGGUGCACGCCACGCCACCCAACCUAACCAGAGCACUGUUCGUGCUCUACCCUCCCAAACCCAUCUCCCAGGUCCUAUCCUGCCGUCCGUGGAAGGCUCGGUGAGAUUUGGGAUGGGAGGGGAUGAUAUGGUGAGGAUGGACGGUGUGGUGAGGAUGUGUGAGGAGGAGAGAAGAAGGAUGGGAGAGAGGGAGAGGUGGGAGGCGAGAAAUAGGGAACUGGAGGCAGCCGUGGAGGCAGCAGGGAAGCAAGAGAGGUGAUGUGACGACUUGAUAGAGCUGGAGGCGGCAGGGUAUGGAAUGGUUGGGAUAACAUUACAACCCGCGUUUUAUUUUCGACGAGCAAAUUAAAGUGGAAUAUAUUAUUUCUCAAUUUGUCUGCUAUUUUUACUUGCUCUGUUGGUUCUGCUUUGAUUUGCGCUGCUGUGGUCUAUAGCAUGAUACAGUAUGGUGAAGUCAUAAGUCGUGAU